CGUUCCUCUCUGUGCCCGGGCCGGCCGGUCGGUCGGCGCAGCUGUGUGUGUGUAUAUAUCUUUCUGAGUUUGGUGCCGGAGCGAGCGGGGGAAACAGCGGCUGCUGCUGCGAGUUCGCCUUGGCAGGAGCCAUGGCAGCUGCCUUAGGCGUCGCCAGGGCUCAGCGAGCGCGCCGGUGUCUGCUGCUGCAGCUGCCCGGGGCCUUCCGAGCUCCGCUUGGCCGAGGCUGCCGCUCUGGGGUGCCGGCGCGGCAGCAGCAGCAGCAGGCGCUCGCGGUGCCUUCAGCCUCUGCGGAGGAAAUUACAAGUGCAAGAAGAAAAGGAUUCCUAGCUGAACACGCUGCCCCAUUCUCUGCAUUCUUGACGGAUGGCUUUGGUCGCCAGCAUAACUACUUAAGGAUCUCCUUGACUGAGAAAUGCAACCUCAGGUGUCAGUACUGUAUGCCAGAAGAGGGAGUUCAGCUCACUCCGAAAUCUGAACUGCUGAGCACCCAGGAGAUAAUCACGCUUGCUAGGCUCUUUGUGAAGGAAGGUGUGGACAAGAUCCGAUUGACCGGAGGAGAGCCUCUCAUUCGGCCUGAUGUGAUUGACAUCAUAGCUCAGAUGCGCAAACUAGAAGGGUUGCAAACCAUUGCUGUCACAACCAAUGGUAUUAACUUGGCCAGAUUGUUGCCCCGGUUAAAGGAGGCCGGGCUGAAUGCCAUUAACAUCAGUUUGGACACCUUGGUCCCAGCAAAAUUUGAAUUCAUUGUCCGUCGAAAAGGUUUCCAUAAGGUAAUGGAAGGGAUCCAAAAAGCCCUUGAACUUGGGUAUGAUCCUGUUAAGGUGAACUGUGUAGUUAUGAGAGGUCUUAAUGAAGAUGAGCUGGUAGAUUUCGUGGCUCUGACGGAGAAGCAGCCCCUGGAUGUGCGCUUCAUAGAAUACAUGCCUUUUGAUGGCAACAAGUGGAACUUCAGGAAAAUGGUGAGCUAUAAGGAGAUGCUCGAUACAAUCAAGCAGAGAUGGCCAGAGCUGGAAAAAGUGCCUUGUGAAGAAGCCUCUAGCACUGCUAAGGCAUAUAAGGUGCCGCGUUUUCAGGGACAAGUCAGCUUCAUCACCUCAAUGUCUGAACACUUCUGUGGAUCCUGUAAUCGACUGAGGAUCACAGCUGAUGGAAACUUGAAGGUGUGCCUUUUUGGAAAUGCAGAAGUGUCCUUGCGAGAUCACUUACGAUCUAAUGCCUCAGAAGAAGAAUUGGUUCAAAUCAUUGGGGCAGCUGUUGGCAGGAAAAAGAAACAACAUGCAGGCAUGUUCAACAUUUCCCAGAUGAAGAACAGACCAAUGAUCCUCAUUGAGGCAGCAUCAUGGUCGUUCCCACUGCUCCAAGAUGCCCUGCAGGACCGAGCUUGUUUAAAUGACGGGAGCCACAGAACUGGCCACUGGCUGACUCCAAGAGCAAGUUUAUCCAAACAGAUGGGGAAGACAUUCCAGAAAAAUGUCUUUAUAGGACAUCAUGCUUUGCCAGGAACUUGUUCAACAGGACAGCUUGCAGCAGGAAUUCUGCAAGCUCAGCUCCGCAGCCAUUGCAUUUGCCAAAAGAACUUGAGCUCAACUUUGGCAGCAAAGUGCCUUAGGACAGGAACUUCUAUCCCUCAGCAGGCUUUUCACAUGAUUAGAGGCAUUCACUCUGGGGUGACCAGGAGCGAAGCAGAGGAGAAGAACCAGGGACCUCUUCCCAGUGGCCAAUUUCUUAGUGCCUCAGAUCGUCUAACCCACAUUGACCAGGAGGGCCGUGCCUCCAUGGUGGAUGUGGGCAGGAAGCUGGAUUCUGAACGGACUGCAGUGGCCAGUGCUGUGGUCCGUCUGGGCGAGAAAGCAUUUGCCUUGGUGCAACAGAACCAAAUGAAAAAGGGGGAUGUGCUAGCAGUUGCCCAGAUAGCCGGGAUUCAGGGAGCCAAGCUGACCAGCCAGUUGAUUCCACUGUGCCACAACAUCCCACUGAGUCUGGUGGACAUGUCCCUGAGUCUAGAUGAGAGGAGGCAUGCAGUGGUGAUUCAGGCUCUGUGCCGCACCUAUGGGAAAACCGGUGUGGAAAUGGAAGCCUUGACCGCUGCCAGCCUAGCUGCCUUGACCGUCUAUGAUAUGUGCAAAGCAGUUACUCACGACAUGGUCAUUGAGGAGGUGAAACUGCUCAGCAAGAAAGGAGGGCAAAGAGGAGACUUCCAGAGAGGCUAACAUAGGUCUGAAGUUUCCGAACCAAGGCAUCACUUGCCGGUCAUCAAAGGCAGCACCAUCACAUACUAGGAAGUGGAGAUCUAGCUGCUGGGAAUUACAAAGCACAACUUGAGUUAUCAAUCAUCUUGGCAGCUGUUUUAAAUGACUUGACUUUCCUGUAUGAAACAGACAUCGUUCAUCUCAUUUGCCUGCCUAUGUAGUAAAUGGGCUCCUUGGCAGUAGUGUUGAAGUUCUCAUCUUCCUAGGGUUUCUUUGGCUUCCUGAAGUGUAGCUGUACUGAGCACCUUAACUAUUCUCAGUGUACAAGGCUACAGUCCCCACUAUUCAUGGCUGUCCAUCUUUUGGCACCUGCACUAAAAACAUGUGCAUAAUAGGAUGUAGAGUAAUAUGAUCCAGAACUAGGAAUUCAGGCCGAGACCAAAAAAAAAAAAAAAGUGAUUAGAAUUUUCAAGCAAGUGAACAAUGAUUUUUAAUACUUGGGCCUAACACUGGAAAAUAUAUACUAUUUUUUACCACUUCGGCCAAAUAACACUUCGGUACGGUGAGAAUAGGCUACAUUUCAUCCUUGAAAAUGGAAAACAGGUGUUUGUCAACUGAGAAAACUGAAAUACUCAAAUUAGUCCCAGUAAUGCUGUGAGACUCUUGCUUCCAGUGGUGUUGAAUGUUAAUGGGGCAUUUUAAUUCUCACAACAGAAUUGUGCUGAACACGGCUACCAUUUAUCUUCCAGUCGUUAAAUGUUCUGGAAAUAGGUCUCCCUUCAUCAAUUUUUUUUUUUUUUAAAGCUAUAGGCUUGUUUCUUUUCUGCAAAAUACUGGAAGGAAUACAGUUUCGGGCUACACACUCCUUUGUGCCAAAACCAGUCACUGGGCUACAUUUCUGUCACCACUCCAAAACAUUUCCAUCCUGUUUCAAAAAACCUGCUGGAUCACCAAAUCCCCCAGGCUCUUCAAGGUAGCGUUCGAGAUGAUGGAAUCCUCUGUGAGUAGCACACUAAAAUGGCAACAAAUAUAGGGAAACAGUGUCUUCCAAUUCCCCCACAUACAGUUGAUGAUGGUGUUAGGAUGUAAGGAUUUUAAGGCAAACCCAAGUGUCUGGGAUUGGGAAAGCUCAUUCUGAACAUGAUUGGCCAUACAAUUUUAUCAGCAGGACUUAAUGUUUAAAUGCAUCCUUCUUACACAUACUGACCCCCAACUUCACCACAUGCCCCCCUCUCAGGUGUGCAGAGCAAUGUGUGCACAUUUCAAUGAUCAUCCUGUUUAUUUUUAUUAUUUUUUGCGAACUCCUUGACAAUUAAACUUCAGAAGUGACAUUUUUAAAACUUAUAGAUUAAAAGCUUGACUUUGCAUUUUUAAUACUUCUGCUGGUCUUUCUUUCUUUCUUUCUUUCUUUCUUUCUUUCUUUCUUUCUUUCAUGGUUGUUCUGAGGAUAUAUGAACAUUUGUUUCAGUCCUGCAAUUUACCUGCUUUUCGUUUUCAGAUUGUGUCAGGAAUCUCAUUCGAAAUUCUAAAUUGCUUUCUUUGACCUAAGCUUGCCACACCAUAAAAUAUACGCCUUUCUUGGAUGGGGUCUUACAAUAUCAAAAAUCCACCAUGUCCACCAGAAAUGCCUCCUAUACAUAUCCCCAUGAAAAGAAUAAGAAGCACAGGAAUACAGCUGGGACUUGUGUAAAAUAAGAUGUUUUCCAAUGGAUCUUCUGAUAUACCAGGCAUUGCAGGAAGGCAUUGGCCUAGGGAUGUUAGGAAACUGCUCCAAUCUAGUUAAAGUCGAUAACAAAAGAGAAGUUUCCCAUGUGCGUGUUUCCGUGACUUUUGCACCUUCAGCAAUAUUUGGCAUGCAAGCUAAUGUAGAUAACACAGUAAACCCAGUUGUACAUUCAACAUGGAGACAAUAAUACAGCUCCCACCUGCCAAAUGUGAAUGAGUUCCUUUCUUCCUUUCUUUUUAAAAAUUGAACUAUAUAAAGUGUACAUUUGGGGGUUUUCGCUUUCCAGUUGUAAACGCAUAGGCGUGAUUUCUUUUAAAAGGGCUUGGAAAUUAACUUUAUCUCACGAACGGAAAACUUGCUACAAAUUCUGAAUACAUUUGUGUUACUUUCUGAAAAACUGUCCAAUAAUUGAAAACAGGGUACCCAGAUGUGGUUUUGUUACAGUUGCCCCUGAAGCUUGUCUGCAGGGGAAAAGAUGGGGCUCCAUGCUUACUGGUUUGGCAAAAUGGCCUUUUGAUCCAUUUUUAAAGGAGGUCAUUUUAUAUUUAAAGUGAGUUGUUAAGCACAUUUUCUGGUGUGCCAUAAUCAAGCACUAUAUGAUUCUUGGAUCUAUGUACAAGUUUGGUAUGUUUUCUAGAUAAUGGUGUACUUGGGAUAUAAUGAUUUACGCACAGAUUUACUGAAGCACUGAGAUUUUAUUUUAUUGCUCUACUGCACUUUUAAUAAAUAACAAUUGCAAACAA
Podarcis muralis (Common wall lizard) is the source of this 4661-nucleotide messenger RNA. It is a transcript of the gene MOCS1, whose product is annotated as molybdenum cofactor synthesis 1. The record is from RefSeq and is a predicted model, not a curated record. Gene Ontology annotation, molecular function: GTP 3',8'-cyclase activity; 4 iron, 4 sulfur cluster binding; cyclic pyranopterin monophosphate synthase activity. Gene Ontology annotation, biological process: Mo-molybdopterin cofactor biosynthetic process. NCBI's taxonomy places the organism in Eukaryota, Metazoa, Chordata, Lepidosauria, Squamata, Lacertidae.